AUGGAAGAGAUGAGCCAAAUCAACCUCGAACAUUCUCAACAAGUCGAGGAGGACUUCCCAACACCCAUCAUGGAUCGUUACUACUUCCAAGGUGGCAACAACGCCCUCGCCACCAUGGUAAAUCUCACUCAAUGCGAAUUCAAAAUGGUCUGGGCGAUUGUCGAGUCCGUCCUGGUUUCAGCGUGGACGCUCGGUCGGGGACGAAAAUCUCCUGUGUCCGCCAAGGAUGCCCUCUUCAUGACACUUGCCGUGUUGAAGCACUACAACGCUUGGGACAAACACGCUUUGGAUUUUGGUACGAAGGCUCCUACCUUUGAGAAAAUGGCCCAACGUGUCUUGGACCUUGUGGAGCCUGUCUUGUUCUAG
This is a messenger RNA of Aphanomyces invadans, 366 nucleotides long. RefSeq lists its product as hypothetical. The coding region runs from base 1 to 366 and encodes 121 amino acids. The transcript has a single exon. Lineage: Eukaryota; Oomycota; Saprolegniomycetes; Saprolegniales; Verrucalvaceae. The record is from RefSeq and is a predicted model, not a curated record.